AUGGCGACCCCCAACGAAAGAAUCCACAUGACCCUCUUCGCGUGGACGUUGAGCGGCGAACUUGCGCGAAACAAUUUCUUCCGCGACUAUAGGCGUGCUGUGCGUAUGAAUCUCCGCAUGUCGCGUUCUUGGUCCGACGAAGAUCCUGAAGGUUUCGACAGUGGUCGUGCUGCGCCUACCGAUCUCCGCAUGCCGCCUUCUCGGUCCGACUCGGACCAUGCUGAAAAUACAUGCAAGGAGGAGGCGCCCGAUGCCAAGUCCUUUAGAGAUGGUCUUCAGGCCGACUUUCAGUCACUGGUGAGAUUGUUCGGAAAGGCUCAUGAGAUGGUCCGGCCGGCUACACUAAGAAGAAGACUCUUUGCCGUUGUUGUGAAAUAA
Messenger RNA from Penicillium bovifimosum, 378 nucleotides. RefSeq lists its product as uncharacterized. The transcript has a single exon. Lineage: Eukaryota; Fungi; Ascomycota; Eurotiomycetes; Eurotiales; Aspergillaceae. The record is from RefSeq and is a predicted model, not a curated record. The coding region runs from base 1 to 378 and encodes 125 amino acids.